Molecule: messenger RNA, 1779 nt
Organism: Fusarium graminearum PH-1
Lineage: Eukaryota; Fungi; Ascomycota; Sordariomycetes; Hypocreales; Nectriaceae
Exons: 3
Coding region: 1-1779 (592 amino acids)
Molecular function (GO): oxidoreductase activity, acting on paired donors, with incorporation or reduction of molecular oxygen; heme binding; monooxygenase activity
Source: RefSeq, a predicted model, not a curated record
AUGUCGGUAACUAUUGUAUCUGCCAUUGCGAUCUUUUUUGUGGCUAUCGCUCUCAAACUCCUAUCAAACUUUUAUUACGGUCCACUUUCAUCUCUCCCGGGGCCAUGUUACACAUGUGUCACAGGCAUUCCAUUACUCUAUUCCCGGGCCACCGGAACAAGUCGAGAACAUCUUCGUUGUCUCCACAAACGCUAUGGCCCGGUAGUAAGAGUCGGACCCACCGAGGUGUCUCUCAAUAGCGUUGAUGGUUACUACAAAGUCCACGGAGUGGGAAGCCACUGCAUCAAGGCUCCUGUUUUUGACAGUAUCCGGUUCAGUCACUCACCCAUGUUAUUCACCAUUCGGGAUCCGAAGUUUCAUGCGCAGCGCAAACGGAUUCUGGGCCGUGGUCUUGCUGCAAUGAAAGAAGGGCAAGAGUCCAAGAUUCGACGGUUGGCUGAGCUUGCUGUGUCAAACAUCGAGAAGGAGGUCCAAGAGGGCAAGUCUGAUGUAUACAAAUGGUGGCGAUGUUUAGCAGUUGAUGUGAUAAGUGAGAUGUCAUUUGGAAAGCCCUUUGAACUGCUUAGGCCGGGUGGUCAAGACCUGCCGGUAUACAAAGCCUUGGGCAAUGCAGGGUCGGGUGUUGUUCUCCAAGUGAUGCUACCCAGCUUUCUCCAGUCUCUUGUCAGGUGGUCUCCAAUAACUUGGCUUCGAGAUAUCGCCCGAGUCGGCGAGACCAUAUUCGGCCGAGUCUUGAUUGCACUCAACGAAGCCUCUUUACCCUCAUGCGGUCCAAGUAUGGUUCGUCACAUACUGGGUGAGGCUGAGUUGAGCAAGAGUCCUGUUUUGAGCGAUGAAGAGUUGGGAUCUGAGGUAUCCAUGAUGCUUGUGGCAGGUUCUGAUAGUACAGCGGCUACACUGACGUAUGCCACAUGGGCGAUAAUACGAGAUCCUGAUCUAAGGAGAAAGAUUGAGGAAGAGGUAGCCCGUCUUCCGGAACACUUCACCAUGAAGGAUCUGGAUCGUCUACCUCUUCUUAAUAGCACUCUGGAAGAGACUCUGAGGCUAUACAACCCUGCUGGUGCACUUGUGGAGAGAGUUUUACCUCCAAGUGGUAUGUCUAUCCACGGUUGGGAUCUCCCAGGUGGCACGAUGGUCUAUACAACAGGAUGGCUCAUCUCACGCCUUGAAGAUGUGUUUCCUGAUCCAGAUAUGUUCGACGCGACUAGAUUCAUUGAUCCGUCACCUGAGCAGACCAGAGCACAUGUACCUUUUAGCAUAGGCUCACGGAGCUGCAUCGGCAUGCAACUCGCGCGCAUGGAGAUUCUUGUCACGCUUGCAACAUUGUUCCGUCAGUGUAGAGACAUGAAGUUGCAUCAUGGUAUGACAGAUGAGAUGAUGACGCAGUUCGCCCCUCCUCCGCCUCGUCGUUCAAGCGGCGGUGGAUUCUUGGGCCUCUCAACUUGGCAGGUGAUAGCCCUCCUCAUCAUCCUCAUAUUACUGUUGUUGGGCAUUUUUAUGUGCAUGCGAAAGAAGAGUGAACCAAAGGCGCCGGAAGAGGACGAAGGUGAAGAGGAGGAGGAGGAGGAGGAGGAGGAGGAGGAAGGCGACGAGGAGGCAGCAGACGACGAUGAAGGGGAAGAAGAGCCUGUGCCGGAUGAAAUGCAAAUGAAUGCUUACAAUGCACAGUAUCUAGCCAAUCCCUACGGCAAUCCCUACGCACAACAACCAUCCAGCGCUACCAUUAUCGGAUCACAUGCUAUAUAUACCUUCCCGCGAGGGUUCGCUGUUGAAUGGUAG